Messenger RNA from Owenia fusiformis, 3287 nucleotides. Lineage: Eukaryota; Metazoa; Annelida; Polychaeta; Sabellida; Oweniidae. The record is from the annotation of a GenBank genome assembly.
AUGAAUCAAAGCCAAGCUACAAUAUCACACACCUUAUCUGAUCCAGUCCUAUUGUCAGAUGAAAGACACAAAGGAAAGCUAUCACACCUUUCAGUAAAAUUAUGGAACAUGUUGAAACAAAACCAAGCUUGUGACAUCAAGAUAAAAACUUGUGAUGUUGAUGUCAAUGCUCAUUCGUGUAUAUUAAUAGCUACGUCUGAGUAUUUCAGAAAAUGCUUUGACCUUAUCUCACGCAAGCGUGGUACUGCAGAAAUCUCUGGACUUAUAAUUGAUAUACGGCUACAAUUAGGACCAGGACUGAAUUACAAAGACUUGAUGAAUAUCUUACAUUAUAUUUACACUGGAGAUAUUGAAGUAACACCUGACAAUUGCAUAUUUCUGUUUAAGGCUAGCAGGAUUCUUGAAUUAGAAUACCUUACAGAACUAAUAAUACCCCUUUAUGUAAAGAUCUGCAGCCUUCAGAUAUCAGACUUGUCAGCCAAAGAAAAACAAUAUCUUCAUAACAAAACCAAUUACAAAAAACAUGAAGCUGCUGACACAAGCAAGUCAGAAUCUCAAACUCUUCCAGCAAAAGGUCUAGGAAAUAAUCCUGAAGAGGAACAUGUAUCGUUGGUGACAGGAAACAUCUUACCAGAACAUGAUAUUGAUGAAGACAGUAUGGGAGGAGAGACAUCAAAUGACAUCAAUAAAGAAACAUUUGAAGAAAAAGAACCUCAAAUGGAGACUAAGAGCAGCCAUCUGAUGAACCUCGAAUGUGAUGAAGAUGAUGCUGAUGCUAGUAAACAAGGAUCUCCUAUUAACUCAGAAAACCUUGAUGCUCUUGGUGAGGUUAAGUUAGAGAUUGAUAAAAUGGACUUAAACAGUGAUGAAUUUAUCUCUAAUGAUGCAAAUGAAGGGAACCCAAAUGAUGAUGAAUUAAUCAUAAAUGGAGGGGCAAAUUUAGAGUAUGAUCAAGGGAAUGUAAAUCCUGAAUUGAACUCAAAUGAUGAACCAAACUCAAAUGAAAAUAGAGUUAACUCAAUUGAUGAAUCUCUCCACACCACUGAAGAACUGACAGAUGCAAUUAAAGAUGAAAUAUAUUAUGGUAAUGAAACAACUAAAGAUACAUCAUCAGCAACAAUAACAAGUAGCUUGCUAAAUAGAGACAAUGAAAAUGAUAGUGGCACAUCACAAUGUGUUCAACUUGAGAUGGAAAAUAAAACAAUCAUUCCUGUAUAUAUUGAUCAUACAUACUCAUCUGUACUCAAUAUUACAGACUCAUUUGAAGGUGGAGCACAUUAUAGUAAGACUGAGAGCAGACACCUGAUGAACCUUGAAUGUGAUGAAGAUGAUGCUGAUGCGAGUGAACAUGAAUCUCCUAUUAACUCAGGAAACCUUGAUGCUCUGGAUGAGGUUAAGUUAGAGCCUAAUGAAAUGGACUUAAACAUUGAUGAAUUGAUCUCUAAUGAUGCAAAUGAAGGGAACCCAAAUGAUGAUGAAUUAAUCAUAAAUCAAGGUGCUCAUUUAGAGAAUGAUCAAGGGAAUGUAAAUCCUGAAUUGAACUCAAAUGAUGAACCAAACUCAAAUGAAAAUAGAGUAAGCUCAAUUGAUGAAUCUGUCCACACAACUAAAGAACUGACAGAUGCAAUUAAAGAUGAAAUAUAUUAUGGUAAUGAAACAACUAAAGAUGCAUCAUCAGCAACAAUAACAAGUAACUUGCUAAAUAGAGACAAUGAAAAUGAUAGUGGUACAUCGCAAUGUGUUGAACUUGAGAUGGAAGAUAAAACAAUCAUACAGGUAUAUAUUGAUCGUCCUUACUCAUCUUUUCUAAAUACUGAUAUGGUCAAUCACUUCCAGGAUGUACCAAAUGUGAAUAUCCAAAAGAUGAAUGAAUUCAAAGAUGGGGAAGAUGGCACAAAUGUCCAUAGGGAUGAUAUACAUGAAGAAACCCUUCUGAAUGAUCAGGAAAGGUAUUUGGAUUUAUAUCAGGAAAAGUGUCAAUAUGCAGUCACUCAUAGUCCCUUUAAUAUAAAUGUACCUAGUUUUGGUGAUGAUUACACAAAACCUUGGCCUGUUUCACUUGCAAAUAUCACUUCUGGAGUGGAAAAUGAGAUUAAUAUUGGAUACAAUGGAACUUGUGCAGAAAGUAAGGAGGUAAUCACAAGAGACAAUAAAACUGAUAACAACGUUACAAAGAUUCAUAACCCAAGUGAGCAAGUCCCUGUGCUUUAUGGCUCUGUGGAAGAGGUAUCUAAAAUCAAUGAUGAUGCACCAGUCAUCAUCAAACGAAGCUGUAGGAGGUUAGCUAGUCAUAUGUAUCACAAACAUGGUAUUGUCCAAUCCGGAUUCAGACUUCUGAAAUGUGCUGAGGAAUAUAAGAAGGAACCCAAUUGUACUUAUGCUACUGUCGGAAAAAUAUAUUUGAAUGGGCACAUCAGGAUUAGACACAAACAAGAUCACAUUAUAAGACCAGAAAUCAAGAAACGAAAAUUCCAGAAACCAACAUUCCAAUGCGAGGAAUGUGGUCAAAGGUAUUUUUCAAAGACUGCUGUAGAAGACUGCUUAGAAGCACAUCGCAGGAGGGAACCAGUUCCCUGCCGCAUGCCUUCUUGUAUGAAGACCUUCCUGACUAAGAGAAGAGAAAAAUGGCACUACAAGAAAACCCAUGAUGAGGGGGCUGCAGAAAAGAGAAGAACCAAAUUGGUUUCAAAUGUUCCCAAUAUUUGUCAAGCUUGUGGGAAAGACUUUAGAGAAAGAUGUCGUUUGGUGCAGCACGAAUCUAAGGUUCACAAAAUUCCACUACCAAAGGGUUAUCACAGAUAUCAAUGCAAUCGCUGCAGUUUUUGGGAUAUUUCCCGAGGCACUGUCAGGUUCCACGAACGUCGACAUGAAAAGCAAGGAAUUAAGCAAUACUCAUGUGAAGUCUGUGGGAAGAAAUUUACCUGUUUCUAUUCUAAGGAAAUUCAUUACAGAACAUACCAUGAAGGGAAGGGUUACAAAUGUGAACAUUGUGAUAAACUGCUACCAAGGAAAAGUAGUCUAAUUCAACAUACUAGAGUCAUGCACACACAUAAGAACAUCAAAAGAUACCAAUGCCAUCUUUGUGAGCACUGCUGCAAAAUUAAGGGAAACUUACGCCUUCAUCUUAGAAAUAAACAUAAGCUUACAGUGGCCACGCAUAGCAAAGGUUCAAGUGUGAGUAGUGAACAACUAAAGGAUGCAGUUAUAAUAACCAAGGAAGGUAGUGUCGUACCAUAUGUUCCUGAACUUUCAGAAGACCUACAUGGCCAGAGCUAAAUGCCAAUGAC